Molecule: messenger RNA, 2163 nt
Organism: Cylicocyclus nassatus
Lineage: Eukaryota; Metazoa; Nematoda; Chromadorea; Rhabditida; Strongylidae
Source: the annotation of a GenBank genome assembly
AUGUUAAACGAAAUUGAAGAUGAGGUAACAAGACCAGAGUCAGGAUACCAGCCGCUCAAGAAAGACAUCAAUGCCCUAAACGAAAGGGUUACUGAAGUAGAGCUGGACUUGGACCAGUACAAGAAAGACCAAAACAGCAAUAUCAGCACUGGCACGCUUCAGAGCGUAGAGGCGCACCAUAAUUCCGUAGACGCUUCCAUCGCUGCAUUCGGAACAGCGGGAAUAGGCAAGCUCACAGCUUCUGCUGCAGACAUCACAAAUGCGUCAAUUGCCAAUAUCAGCGGCACAGUGGGAAUAGACAAGGCAGUAAUAGGCGAGCUUGAGCUUGUGCACCCGAACUUUGAGCGACUCAACGUAACGACUCUUCAUGCAGACGCCGUAGACACAACUCUCCUUGACAUAGACGAGCUCAAGGCAAAUAAGAUAAGCUCUGACAUAGUUAUGCAAGACGUGUCAGCCGGCACAGUAAACGCAGAGUCGGUUAUUGCAGAAGACGUAGAGACAAGCUCAAUUGAGUCUGGAAGCAUCCAUAACGACGGACUUUUGUCUACAGGCGACAUAACUGUUGCUAACGACAUCGAAGUAGGCGACAGGGUAAAGGCCAGGGAUAUUCAGGCAGGACAGGCAGAGCUUAACGCCAUAGACGUAUUGACGAUAAAGAACAGCAAGAACACACGCAACGAGAAGUCUUUCAUAAACCUUCACCCUGUGCUUCAGACUAUAGACGACUAUUACGUAGUCAAAGUGCCUAACACAAAAGGCUUGAUACAGAUGGAAGCUUCUGACGGCUGCUGGAACAUGACGAUAAUAAAGAACGGCAGGAACUCCAUUGUGGCUUAUUCUGAGGCUUCAUUGGACAAAAUUCCCGUCAUCAGGUAUACCGAAGGCGGAGACAUCUAUUUCUCUGUGAAAUGCGACGGCCAGAUAAACUACGUGUUCGACCGCACAGUGGUAUUGGGCAACAACACUGUAGAGAACGGCCUUACCGUAAUGGGACAGCUUGAGUAUGUCAUAGGCCCUGAAGAAGUCGACCAGCUUGUCCGCAACCUCAACUUGAAGGGACAGCUCAGGUUCGUAAACCCUGACGGAACGACUGAAAUUGGAGAAAAAGGCUUUUAUGUGGCUUCAGACGAGAACGGAGAGCCGCAUUGGGUAGAGCCUUCUGACCAUCUAGAUGGAACAUUGUCUGAUGCCGUUGACAGGCUUGUUACUGAAAGAACUAUAGCUGCUUGGGACGGAAGCUCGCUCUUAGGAAAAGAAUUCAGCAACAAUAUAACCAAGCUCGGCAAAGUGACUGAAGGCGAAUGGGCUGCAGGAAAGGUGACUACUUCAGAUCUCAACGCAACAGAAGCAGUUAUAACUACGCUCUCAGGCAAUGAAGCUUCUAUUACAACAGUAAAUGCCCAUGACGUUGACGUAGAAAACGGAGUCGGACAUGAAAAUACAUCAAUUCUUUUCGAUAGAGGCGUUAAUGCCGAUACAAUAGAAUAUGCUGCCGCUAACAAUAAGUUUAGCAAUAUCGAAGUAUCAGGCACAUUAAAUGCUACUGCAAACAAGGCCAAGGCAGACAAAGACGGCAACCAGAUAGACACAACAUACAUCAAGGCAAGCACAAAGGGAGAGGCUAACGGAGUCGCUUCUUUGGACGCAAACGGCAAGCUUCCUUUGGCUCAGCUUCCUACAGAAGCCAUCGUAUUCAAGGGAAUGUGGAACGCUUCCACAAACUCUCCUGCAUUGGCUGACGGAACUGGAACAUCCGGCGACUACUACAUCGUCUCUGUAGGCGGAACCAGAAACUUAGGAUCCGGCAACAUCACUUUCGUGGCUGGUGACGGCAUCAUCUACGACGGAAGCAAAUGGAACAGAAAAGCAGACACCAACUUGGUACAGAGCGUCAACGGCAAUACAGGAGUCGUUCUCGUCAAGUACUUGCACGACUUCACGGCAACUUCCUUUACUGAAGGCGUUGCGCCCGUAGCCAACUUCUGGAACGCCUUUCCGGUCGGCUUGUGUGAGUCAGGCUCUACUAUAAACGGACACAAUGCCACUGCAAUAAUUAUGAAGAAAAGCUCUACAUCAGGAAGCCUGAUGAUAUUGGACAACACAGACAACAGCGUAUACUUGGCUCAGAUGGGAAAGCCUGUGACUAGUACUCUGCGUUGA